Pyrgilauda ruficollis (rufous-necked snowfinch) is the source of this 6742-nucleotide messenger RNA. It is a transcript of the gene DOCK11, whose product is annotated as dedicator of cytokinesis 11. NCBI's taxonomy places the organism in Eukaryota, Metazoa, Chordata, Aves, Passeriformes, Passeridae. The transcript has 54 exons. Gene Ontology annotation, biological process: small GTPase-mediated signal transduction; positive regulation of filopodium assembly; positive regulation of GTPase activity. The record is from RefSeq and is a predicted model, not a curated record. Bases 86 to 6358 code for a protein of 2090 amino acids. Gene Ontology annotation, molecular function: guanyl-nucleotide exchange factor activity.
CGCCCGGCGGCAGCGAGGGAGCGCGGAGGGAGCCUGAGGCUCGGCUCGGCUCGGCUCGGCUUGGCUCGGCUCGGAUCAUGUCGCCAUGUCGGAAGUGAGGAAGUUCACGAAGCGGCUCAGCAAGCCGGGCACGGCGGCCGAGCUGCGGCAGAGCGUCUCGGAGGCGGUGCGCAGCUCCUUCGUGCUGGAAAAAGCAAAAGUGGUGGAACCCUUGGACUAUGAGAACGUGAUCCUUCAGCGCAGAGUUCAGAUCUACAGUGAUCCCCUCCGGGAUCUCCUGAUAUUUCCAAUUGAAGAUGUGUCUAUCUCGGUCAUCGGCCGACAGAGAAGGACUGUCCAGUCAACAGUGCCAGAAGAUGCUCUAAAGAAAGCUCAGAGUCUCUUUGUCAAAGAGUGCAUUAAAACCUACAGCUCUGACUGGUUCGUGGUAAACUACAAAUAUGAGGAAUACUCAGGAGACUUUCGGAUGUUGCCAUGCAAAUCCUUUAGGCCAGACAAGAUUCCAAGCCAUGUGUUUGAAAUUGAUGAAGACUUUGAAAAGGAUGAGGACUCCUCUUCCCUGUGCUCCCAGAAGGGUGGUGUGAUCAAGCAGGGCUGGCUGCACAAAGCAAACGUCAACAGCACCAUCACUGUUACCAUGAAGGUAUUCAAGAGGAGGUAUUUUUACUUGUCACAGCUCACAGAUGGCUCCUAUAUUCUGAAUUCCUACAAAGAUGAGAAAAUUUCAAAAGAAUCCAAAGGCUGCAUUUUCUUGGAUGCUUGCAAUGAUGUGGUUCAGUGUCCCAAGAUGCGCCGCUAUGCGUUUGAGCUGAAGACAAUAGACAAGUACAGCCACUAUCUUGCAGCUGAAACUGAGCAGGAGAUGGAGGAGUGGCUGGUGACUCUGAGGAAAAUCAUUCAGAGCAAUACUGAGAGUUUGGUGCAGGAGAAGAAAGAUGCUGUGGAAUCUGUGCAAGAUGAUGAAUCAAGCACGCAGGGAAAGUCAGAGAACAUCCUGGAGAGCCUGGAGAGAAGCAUGCAUCCAGAGCUGAUGAAGUAUGGAAGAGAAACAGAUCAACUAAACAAACUGAGCAGGAAUGAUGGAAGACAAAACAUCUUUUCUUUUGACCCAGAAGUCCAGAGACUCGAUUUCUCAGGGAUUGAGCCAGAUGUGAAGCCUUUUGAGGAAAAGUGCAGCAGGCGCUUCGUGGUUUGCUGCCAGGACUUCUCCCUCAACCUCCUUGCUCAGCUGAGCGACAGGGCAGAAGAAGGACCCACCAACGUUGAGCCCUUUUUCCUAAGCUUGGCAUUAUUCGACCUGAAAAGUAAUUGCAAGCUCUCAGCUGACUUCCACGUGGACCUGAACCCUCCAUGUGUCCGGGACAUGCUGCAGGAGAGCUCGGAGCCCGGGGCCGAGGGCACCCCGGGGCCCGCUGCUGGCCAGAGCCUGGUGCACGGCGUCCCCGAGUCCUGCCUGCGCUACGUAAAACGGGGGGUGUUCUCCGUGACCAACCCGCACACAGAGAUCUUCCUGGUGGCCCGAGUGGAGAAGGUGCUGCAGGGCAGCAUUGCCCACUGUGCAGAGCCCUACAUGAAAAACUCAGACCCUGGGAAGACUGCCCAGAAGGUCCACAAGGUGGCCAAGCAGGUGUGCAGCCGUCUGGGGCAGUACCGGAUGCCCUUCGGCUGGGCUGCCAGGCCGGUUUUCAAAGACUCCCAGGGCACUCUUGAUGCUGAUGGAAAAUUCUCACCCCUGUACAAGCAAGACAGUGGCAAACUCUCAAAUGAAGAUAUGCUGAAGCUUUUAGCGGAGUAUAAGAAACCAGAGAAGACAAAACUUCAGGUCAUUCCAGCCCAGUUAAAUAUCAUCAUCAAAGACAUCCCACUGGACUUCACAAAUUGUUUCACAGCUUCCUACAUUCCUAUAAAACCUUUUGAGAAGGGCUGUGAGGACAUUGCAGUUGAAGUGGAGGAGCUUGUCCCAGAAGUUGCAAAAUACUGUUACCCCUUCACCGUCUACAAAAACCACCUCUACGUGUACCCCUUGCACUUGAAGUACGAGAACCAGAAGGUGUUUGCAAAGGCAAGGAAUAUUGCUGUCUGUGUUGAGUUCAGGGAUUCAGAUGAAGCUGAUGCCAGGCCAUUAAAGUGCAUAUAUGGCAAACCCGGGGGCCCUCUGCUGACCACAAACGCGUUCGCUGCCGUGCUGCAUCACAACCAGAGCCCGGAGUUCUAUGAUGAGAUUAAAAUUGAGCUUCCAAUUCACCUCCAUCAAAAGCAUCAUUUGCUUUUCACCUUCUAUCAUGUCAGCUGUGAAAUUAAUACAAAGGCAACAUCGAAAAAACAAGACACCGUUGAAACUCAAGUGGGGUUCAGCUGGGUGCCGCUGCUGAAGGACGGGCGCAUCGUCCCCCUGGAGCGGCAGCUGCCCGUGGCAUCCGCCCUCCCCCCCGGCUACCUGGGCCUUGCAGACAGCGACUCACGCAAGCAGCCCAGCACGGAUGCAAAGUGGGUGGAUGGAGCAAAGCCACUGUUUAAAAUCAGAAUCCAUUUGGACUCUACCAUUUACACCCAGGACAUGCACUUGCACAAAUUCUUCCACUACUGCCAGCUGGUUCAGGCGGGAGCUAAGGAAGUACCAGGAGAGCUUGUUAAAUACCUAAAGUGUUUGCACGCCAUGGAGAUCCAAGUAAUGAUUCAGUUUCUACCUGUAAUUCUUAUGCAACUAUUUAGAGUCCUCACAAACGUGACGCAGGAGGAUGAAGUAGCUGUCAACUGCACCAUGGUUCUUCUGCACAUCGUGUCCAAGUGUCAUGAGGAAGGUCUGGACCACUACCUGCGCUCCUUCCUAAAGUACGUCUUCCGAGCCGAGAAACCCAGUGCCAAGCAGGCAAAGAUGACCCACGAAAUCCUGGUGCUUUCCAUGGCCACCAUCUUGAAGCAGUCAGCAGAUUUUCUGGCCAUCAAUAAGCUCCUCAAGUACUCGUGGUUUUUCUUUGAAGCACUGGCAAAGUCCAUGGCAAUGUACUUACUGGAAGAAAACAAAAUCAAGCUGCCCAGAGGCCAGAGGUUCCCCGAGUCCUACCAGCACGCCCUGCACUCGCUGCUGCUGGCCAUCAUUCCUCACGUCACCAUCCGCUAUAACGAGAUCCCCGAGGAGUCCAGGAAUGUCAACUUCAGCUUGGCUAACUUCCUGAAGCGUUGCUUGACCUUUAUGGACAGAGGAUUUGUUUUUAACUUGAUAAAUGAUUACAUUUCUGGAUUCAGCCCAAAAGACCCUAAGCUGCUGGUUGAGUACAAGUUUGAAUUUCUUCAAACUGUUUGCAAUCACGAGCACUACAUCCCUCUGAACUUACCAAUGACAUUUUCCAAACCCAAGCUGCAAAGAGUUCAAGAUACAAAUCUUGAGUACAGUUUAACUGAUGAGUAUUGCAGGCAUCACUUCCUCGUGGGGAUGCUUCUUAGAGAAGCCUCUGUUGCCUUGCAGGACAAUUAUGAUAUCAGAUAUACGGCCAUCUCAGUCUUAAAAAACCUCCUGAUCAAGCAUGCCUUUGACAACAGAUACCAGCACAAGAACCAGCAGGCAAAAAUUGCCCAGCUGUACCUGCCGCUGCUCGGGGUGCUCCUGGAGAACCUGCAGCGCGUGGCUGGCCACGAGGCACUGACCUCCUGCCCUGCCUCCAGCCCUGCAUCCAGGGAUGAAUUCAUAUGCAGUUUUCCAUCCCCCUCAAGCAGAUCCAGCCUGAUUGCAGACAAAGAUACAGCCUGUGGAGCAGCCCUUCCAAAUGGCCAUACAAUAAAGCGAGAGGACUCAAAAGGAUCCCUGAACUCAGAGGGAGCGACCAGUUCCCCGGAUCAGAGUGAAAAUAUCCGCAGGAGCUCCAUGAGGAGCAGCCUGUCCCACUACAGCCGGCUGGACCAGUUCGAGAUCCGGACCCUUCUGAUGUGCUACCUGUACAUUGUGAAGAUGAUCUCUGAAGAUACUCUUUUAGCUUACUGGAACAAAUUCUCCCCCCAGGAGCUGAUCAACGUCCUCAUGCUUCUGGAGGUGUGUUUAUUUCACUUCAGAUACGUGGGGAAGAGAAAUAUUGCCAGCUCCUGCAUGAGACCCCCAGGCUCAGGCGCGCACAGGUUGGCAGUGUCCCCCCCAGCCAGCUGCAGGGUGCAGGAUGCCUGGUUGUCCAAGCACACGGCAGCCGAGAGGAAAUCCCAGACCAUGCCGGCGCUCCGCAGCAGGGCCGGGGUGCGGCUCCAGCACCUGGGCAGCUUGGAGAGCUCCUUCACCCUCAACCACAAUGCAGGCACCUCAGAAGCAGAUAUUGUGCACCAGGCAUUACUGGAGGGCAAUAUUGCCACCGAAGUGUGCCUGACAGUGCUGGACACCAUCUCUUUUUUCACUCAGAGUUUCAAGACCCAGCUUUUAAGCAACGAUGGCCACAAUCCACUUAUGAAGAAGGUUUUUGAUAUUCAUCUGGCUUUUCUCAAAAAUGGGCAGUCAGAAGCAGCCCUUAAGCAUGUGUUUGCCUCUCUGAGAGCUUUCAUUAGCAAGUUUCCCUCAGCAUUUUUCAAAGGAAGGGUGAACAUGUGUGCUGCCCUCUGCUAUGAGAUCCUGAAGUGUUGCACUUCCAAGGUGUCCUCCACAAGGAACGAAGCCUCUGCUCUUCUGUACCUCCUGAUGAGAAAUAAUUUUGAGUUCACCAAAAGGAGAACAUUUCUGAGAACACAUCUUCAGAUAAUAAUUGCAGUGAGCCAGUUAAUUGCAGAUGUAGCCCUCAGUGGUGGGACCAGAUUUCAGGACUCCUUGCUCAUCAUUAACAACUUUGCAAACAGCGACAGGCCGAUGAAGGCAACAGCUUUUCCUUCUGAAGUCAAGGAUUUGACAAAGAGAAUCCGCACAGUGCUCAUGGCUACUGCUCAAAUGAAAGAACAUGAAAAGGACCCAGAAAUGCUGGUGGAUCUCCAGUACAGUUUGGCCAAGUCUUACGCAAGUACCCCCGAGCUCCGGAAGACGUGGCUGGACAGCAUGGCCAAGAUACACGUGAAGAAUGGAGACUUCUCAGAGGCAGCCAUGUGCUAUGUUCACGUUGCAGCCCUCGUUGCAGAGUUCCUGCACAGGAAGAAACUGUUUCCCAGUGGAUGCGCUGCCUUCAGGAAAAUCACUCCCAACAUUGAUGAAGAAGGUGCAAUGAAAGAAGAUGGUGGGAUGAUGGAUGUACAUUACAGUGAGGAGGUCCUGGUGGAGCUGCUGGAGCAGUGCAUAGAUGGUCUGUGGAAGGCAGAGCGUUAUGAAACAAUUUCUGAGGUUUCCAAACUGAUCAUUCCCAUUUAUGAAAAGCGGCGUGAAUUUGAGAAACUCACCCAGCUGUACAGAACACUCCAUGGAGCAUAUGCUAAGAUAUUGGAAGUCAUGCACACAAGGAAGAGGCUUCUUGGAACCUUUUUCAGAGUGGCCUUUUAUGGACAAACAUUCUUUGAGGAAGAAGAUGGGAAGGAAUACGUCUAUAAGGAACCCAAACUGACAGGCCUCUCGGAGAUCUCCUUCAGACUUCUUAAACUUUAUGGAGAAAAAUUUGGGUCAGAGACUGUAAAGAUCAUCCAGGAUUCUAAUAAGGUCAACAUUAAAGACCUUGAUCCCAAGUAUGCCCAUAUUCAAGUGACUUAUGUGAAGCCCUACUUUGAAGACAAAGAAAUGUCUGAAAGAAAAACUGAAUUUGAAAGAAAUCAUAAUAUCAAUAGAUUUGUAUUUGAAACUCCUUACACUUUAUCUGGAAAAAAGCAUGGCAGUGUGGAAGAACAAUGCAAAAAAAGGACCAUUCUAACUACUUUGAACUCCUUUCCAUAUGUUAAGAAGAGAAUUCCAGUCAAUUAUGAACAUCAAGUCAAUUUAAAGCCAAUUGAUGUCGCUACUGAUGAAAUAAAGGACAAGACAGCAGAGCUGCAGAAACUCUGCAGCUCUGCUGGUGAUGUUGACAUGAUCCAGCUGCAGCUCAAACUGCAGGGCUGUGUCUCUGUGCAGGUUAAUGCUGGUCCUUUGGCUUAUGCCAGAGCUUUCCUAAGUGAUAGCCAGUCCAGCAAAUAUCCUGCUAAGAAGGUGAAUGAGUUAAAAGAAAUGUUCAGGAAGUUUAUCCAAGCCUGUGGAAUUGCUCUGGAGCUCAACGAGCGUCUCAUUAAGGAGGAUCAAGUGGAGUACCAUGAGGGGUUAAAAUCAAACUUUCAGGAUAUGGUGAAGGAGCUUUCUGACAUCAUCCAUGAGCAGAUCUAUCAUGAAGACACAAUGCAUUCACCGUGGAUGCAGGACUCCCUUCAUGUCUUCUGUGCCAUCAGUGGAACCUCUGGUGAUGGAAGUUACUGCUCACUCAGACCCACUGCUGACAUGUAAACAUAUCAGUCAUAUUUUACAGAGCUUCCUCAGGAAUUCUUGGAACUGUACAGAGGAUGUUUGAAACCAUCCAUGAUGAGCAAAGAUUGAACUGCAGGGUGGUUUGGUUUGUUUUGCUUCGGUUUUUAUUUCCCACAAAAAAAGUUGCCAUGCUUUCAAACAGGGUGCUUGCUUAUUUUGCUGAGCAACAUUGAAAGUGCCUGGACAUUGCACCACUGUGCUUGUUUUCUACUGUUUUUUUUUAAGCUAAAUGAAUAGCAGGACAUGGAAAGGCAAUUACCUAAAUACAUGUUGAAUUGCUGAACUAUGAAUCGAAACAAUGACGUACUGUGUAAAGCUGUACAAUGGAAUAUAAUAAAAUGUAAAACUACUUUGUAAAUAGAA